AUGGACUCAACGGCCACAAGGCGACACAAUCACUUGUUCCAUGGUUUCCACAAUCGAACAAUAACACGUCGUACCCAGCUUGCGACAAGAACUUCGCGUGCUUCAAGAAAGCGCGGCGAUCUCGGCCUGCUCCGUGAACGCAGACUACAGCUACGGGUGAGGGAUUGCCAAAGACAGCACCAUUGGUCAUCUCCCCAUCGCCAAUAUCUUCCGCUUCUUCACUUUGCGGGAAAAGACCAUUGGAGCGGCCUGACAGGGACAAGCAAGACGGAAUAA
Chondrus crispus (carragheen) is the source of this 276-nucleotide messenger RNA. RefSeq lists its product as hypothetical. Lineage: Eukaryota; Rhodophyta; Florideophyceae; Gigartinales; Gigartinaceae. The record is from RefSeq and is a predicted model, not a curated record. The transcript has a single exon. The coding region runs from base 1 to 276 and encodes 91 amino acids.